Molecule: messenger RNA, 1316 nt
Organism: Papaver somniferum (opium poppy)
Lineage: Eukaryota; Viridiplantae; Streptophyta; Magnoliopsida; Ranunculales; Papaveraceae
Product: F-box/kelch-repeat protein At3g06240-like
Exons: 2
Coding region: 135-866 (243 amino acids)
Source: RefSeq, a predicted model, not a curated record
CAAACGCAUCCCUUACCUCGGGAACUGUUUUUUCUCUCUUUUAACUUUACUCUCUCCACAACAAAAUUUCCCAGAUCUUCAAUUAAAACCCUAGAAUUGGUUUCCAAACUCUCUUCAAAUUAGUGUCUGCUUUAAUGGGGAAUUUGAAGAAUCUCCCAACAGACAAUUUACUCGACAUUACAGCCCGUUUAAUCGAUUCUAAACUACAAAUUGGUUUGCAAACUUGGGAGAUAUCUUGUUUCUCAUCAUCCAUCAUUCUCUCAUUGCAUUUAUCUCAUCUUAAUCAAUCAUCUGAUUCUUGUAAGUUGAGUUUUCUGGUACUAGAAGGUAUGAGUAAACAACUUCACUAUUUUGAGUAUGAUGAGAAACUUGAUAAGACACUUAUUAGAAGGAUCAAUUUCACCCCUCCAUUUCCAUUUUCUUGUGAAGUUCUUGGUUCGAUUAAUGGUUUAAUCUGUCUGUAUGGAUAUAAUGGUCUAACUGCUUGUAUUUGUAACCCUGUGACCAGAGAAUAUGUCAUGCUUCCCAGUAUUAAGAGAGAUUGUGAUGAUCGUCAGUAUAAUUUUUGUUCCAACGGGUUUGGUUAUCUUCCAUUAACUAAUGAGUAUAAAGUUGUUGUAUUGUAUAAGAGAGAAGUCGAUUUUGCAGAUGUUGCAGUAUACAUUCUUGGCAGUAGGAAUGGGUGGAAAAAUGUUGGGAGGUUGGAAUCUGAAUUUUACAAUUUAUUUUUUCAUGAUGGUGUAUUUGUGAAUGCAGCACUGCAUUGGAUGGAUAAAAGAGGAGGAAUGGUUUAUGUUUUUGAUUUUGCUGAGGAGAAGUUCUGCGAACCUAUUUCACCACCUCCUUUCCCACCAGGUGGGAAAUGAGUCAUUGGGUUGGAGUAAAAAGUUUCUUAAUCUCAGAAGAGAACCAUUAGCCUUUACCAAGAGAGGUGGUGUUUUAUGUUUCGAUGAUAGCUCUCGAUAUUUAUGACCCAAUACCUUCAGGCUCGAGAAAACUUUUGGAUUUUAGUACAUAUACACAAAUAAUCCCUCACAGAAACACCUUAGUUUCGUUGAAAGAAUUAGGAGAUGAAGAUAUAAAUCCAAUGGAGUCAGCUCGCUAAAUCGAGGAGACAGAAUCCCGUGAUUUGUUGUGACAAAGCAGCUGGCAAGAUGAGAUCCCUGGAUAUGCUUAUUAACUGGUAAACUUCCCUGAGCUUCUGAAAUACUAAUGUACUACUUGAGAUAUUUAUAUGGGUUUCUACUUGAGAUUUUAUAAACGUGUUUAUAUUAUCUGAAUGAGUAUUUUGUAAUGCUACUGUUAAAUUGUCUUUA